CAAGGGACCCGGUGGCCUGCGCGGGCGCCGCAGCACGUCCGCAGGCUCCUGCGAGGGUGGCGGCUGCUGAGAGGCGGGAGAGGCGAGGGCGGGCCUGGGAGGCGGCCGGGAGGUGGGGCGCCGCCGGGGGCCGGCCCGCGCGGGCUUCAUCUGAGGGCGCACGGCCUGCGCCGGCUGCUGGAGGCUUCGGGCGGUGCGCGACGAGCUGCUGGAGCGGCUAUGGGCCGCGGCUGGGGCUUCCUGAUCGGCCUGCUGGGCGCCGUGCACGUCCUCGGCUCGGGCGGCGGCGGCCAGCAGCCCGCGGAGACGGCGGCGCAGAGGUGCUUCUGCCAGGUUAGUGGUUAUUUGGAUGAUUGUACCUGUGAUGUGGAAACCAUUGAUAAAUUUAAUAACUACAAGCUUUUCCCAAGACUUCAAAAACUUCUUGAAAGUGACUACUUUAGAUAUUAUAAGGUAAACCUGAAGAAGCCAUGCCCUUUCUGGAAUGAUAUCAACCAGUGUGGAAGAAGGGAUUGUGCUGUCAGACCUUGCCAAUCUGAUGAAGUUCCUGAUGGUAUUAAAUCUGCAAGCUACAAAUAUUCUGAAGAAGCCAAUAAUCGUAUUGAAGAAUGUGAACAAGCAGAACGCCUUGGAGCAGUGGAUGAAUCUCUGAGUGAAGAAACACAGAAGGCUGUCCUUCAGUGGACCAAACAUGAUGAUUCCUCAGACAACUUCUGUGAAGCAGAUGACAUUCAUUCACCUGAUGCUGAGUAUGUGGAUUUGCUCCUUAAUCCUGAGCGCUACACAGGAUACAAGGGACCAGAUGCUUGGAAGAUAUGGAAUGUCAUCUAUGAAGAAAACUGUUUCAAGCCACAGACAAUUAAAAGGCCGUUAAAUCCGUUAGCUUCUGGUCAAGGAAAAAAUGAAGAAAACACUUUUUACAGUUGGCUAGAAGGUCUUUGUGUAGAAAAGAGAGCAUUCUACAGACUCAUAUCUGGUCUACAUGCAAGCAUUAACGUGCAUCUGAGUGCCAGGUAUCUUUUACAAGAUACAUGGUUGGAAAAGAAAUGGGGACAUAACAUUACAGAAUUUCAACAACGAUUUGAUGGAAUUUUAACUGAAGGAGAAGGCCCAAGGAGGCUUAAGAACUUGUACUUUCUCUAUUUAAUUGAAUUAAGGGCUUUGUCUAAGGUGUUACCGUUCUUUGAGCGCCCAGAUUUUCAACUCUUCACUGGAAAUAAAGUUCAGGAUGUGGAAAAUAAAAUGUUACUUCUGGAUAUACUUCAUGAAGUCAAAUCAUUUCCUUUGCAUUUUGAUGAGAAUUCAUUUUUUGCUGGGGAUAAAAAAGAAGCAAACAAACUCAAGGAGGACUUUCGACUUCAUUUUAGAAAUAUUUCAAGAAUUAUGGAUUGUGUUGGUUGUUUUAAAUGCCGACUAUGGGGAAAACUUCAGACUCAAGGUUUGGGCACUGCCCUGAAGAUCUUGUUUUCUGAGAAACUGAUUGCAAAUAUGCCAGAAAGUGGACCAAGUUAUGAAUUUCAUUUAACCAGACAAGAAAUAGUAUCAUUGUUUAAUGCCUUUGGAAGAAUUUCUACAAGUGUGAGAGAAUUGGAAACCUUCAGAAACUUGUUGCAGAAUAUUCAUUAAAGACACAACGGUAAAAUAUACCUGUUUUUGGACAAUGGAGGCCAAACAAUGGACUUUGAAAAGCAUAAUGGCAAUGACAGUCUUAAGCCAAACUUUUUAUAUAAAGCUGCUUUUGUAAGAGGAGAUCUAUAUUGUUUUAAGUAAACAUUUUGUAAUUGUGUUAAGUCUUUGUAUAAUAUUGUGAGUAAAAGUAAUACUUUGAUAAUGUGAAAUUUUAAAGUAAUACUGAAUAAAAUCAGGAUUAUCAAAUU
Molecule: messenger RNA, 1877 nt
Organism: Elephantulus edwardii (Cape elephant shrew)
Lineage: Eukaryota; Metazoa; Chordata; Mammalia; Macroscelidea; Macroscelididae
Gene: ERO1A
Product: ERO1-like (S. cerevisiae)
Exons: 16
Coding region: 220-1626 (468 amino acids)
Biological process (GO): protein folding in endoplasmic reticulum
Cellular component (GO): endoplasmic reticulum; endoplasmic reticulum membrane
Molecular function (GO): protein-disulfide reductase activity; FAD binding; thiol oxidase activity
Source: RefSeq, a predicted model, not a curated record